Messenger RNA from Bombus pyrosoma, 3981 nucleotides. RefSeq names its product DNA-binding protein P3A2 (gene ewg). Gene Ontology annotation, molecular function: DNA-binding transcription factor activity, RNA polymerase II-specific; RNA polymerase II cis-regulatory region sequence-specific DNA binding. Lineage: Eukaryota; Metazoa; Arthropoda; Insecta; Hymenoptera; Apidae. The transcript has 8 exons. The coding region runs from base 236 to 1888 and encodes 550 amino acids. Gene Ontology annotation, biological process: regulation of transcription by RNA polymerase II. The record is from RefSeq and is a predicted model, not a curated record. Gene Ontology annotation, cellular component: nucleus.
GUUUAACACGGGUGGCGAGAUGAGACCGCGAGACGCGAGCGUAGGGCGUGGUGAGAGAGCGUAGCCGACGGCGGCCUCCCCGCAGACGCGAAACCCUGAGCCCUCCCUGAUCGGGUGACCACUCACGGGACACACAAGGAGGUGAUGUAGAAAGAAAAUAAAACAUCAAAGAUUGGCAUCUGUUUCGACGGGGCAUUGCAAUAUAACCGAAGACAAGACGGACGAAGACAAAAAGAUGGUGUCUCUGCCUAGUGCAGAGCCUGGCACAAUGGAUAGAAUCUCAGAUGAUGAUGAUGACGAGCCAAGUAGUGGGUCUGAAACAUAUGAGGAGGGUGACCUUUUGACAGCUGCUAUGGAUGAUGAUGUGACGGCCCAGCUCGCCGCUGCAGGUUGGCAAAUCAAACACGCUAAUGGCCCUGUUGGCGUAGCCGCCGCGGCAGCCAUUGUCUCAGCGAAAAAGAGGAAACGACCUCAUAGCUUUGAAACAAAUCCCAGCAUUAGAAAGAGACAACAAAACAGACUCCUAAGAAAACUUAGACAAACUAUAGACGAGUUUGCAACGCGAGUUGGACAACAAGCAGUAGUAUUAGUAGCUACACCAGGAAAGCCAAACAGUAGUUAUAAAGUGUUUGGGGCAAAACCAUUAGAGGAUGUAGUAAAAAAUUUAAGAAAUGUUAUAAUGGAAGAACUUGAAAGUGCGCUCGCACAACAAGCUCCGCCACCAGUACAAGACGAUCCAUCUUUAUAUGAAUUACCACCUCUUAUAAUAGAUGGCAUACCAACACCCGUGGAAAAAAUGACGCAAGCUCAACUCAGAGCAUUCAUCCCUUUAAUGUUAAAGUAUUCUACAGGCAGAGGUAAACCUGGUUGGGGAAGAGAUAGUACACGGCCACCAUGGUGGCCAAAAGAACUUCCUUGGGCAAAUGUGCGCAUGGAUGCAAGGUCUGAAGAUGAGAAACAGAAGAUUUCUUGGACACAUGCGUUAAGACAAAUUGUAAUAAACUGUUAUAAAUUUCAUGGAAGAGAAGAUCUUCUACCUGCAUUCAGUGAAGAGGAUGAUAAAUCAAAUGUACUGAUACAACAAUCGACUCCUCAUUCCUCGUCGCAUCCGUCACAUUCAUCCGGUCAAGGGCAAGGUGGACAAUCGCAGCAACAACAGCAGACGGUGGGAGUUGUUCGCCUCAGCAGCACGGAUUCAUCUAAGGGAAACUCUUCGCCAGCACAAAUCAUUGCCGCGUCUCCUACAGCUCUUGCCACUGCCACUCAGAUGACGGCUCAAUAUCCGACGGCAGUUUUACAAACAAUAACGAACCCUGAUGGCACCGUAUCAAUCAUCCAAGUUGAUCCUAGUAACCCAAUAAUUACACUACCAGAUGGUACAACAGCUCAGGUUCAAGGUGUAGCUACCAUCCAUACAAGUCAAGGAGAAGUGCAAGCACUCGCUGAAGUAGCAGGCAGUGGGGAAGGUACUAGUGUCGCUGUCGAUUUAAACAGCGUUACAGAAGCAACAUUAGGUCAAGAUGGUCAAAUCAUUCUCACAGGAGAAGAUGGACACGGCUAUCCUGUUUCCGUCUCAGGAGUGAUAACAGUACCAGUAUCUGCUAGUAUGUAUCAAACUAUGGUUGCCAAUAUUCAAAGUGACGGUACGAUGCAAGUAGUUACACCAAUGGUUCAAGUCCCAAAGGUUGAGCCUGGAAAUGGGGAAGCUAGCAUUGAAGCUGUCACUAUUCAAGGGCAUCCUAUGACAAUGAUAAACGCCGCAGGUGAACAUCAAGUUCUUCAAGUAAUAUCAUUGAAAGAUGCUAAUGUCCUCACGAAGGCUAUGCAAGCCGAAGUUGUAAAAGAUGAGGAUAGUCAACAACAACAAACCGUCUCUAGUCCAGAAUAAAGCGUUUUACAUAGUUAAUACGAAGCUUUUAUGUUAACACCAAAAUGCGACAGGUGCACAUUAGUGGUGUUCAUGAGAAGAAGAGUGAGAGUAUUAGAAAUGAUAUGUGUUAUUAAUAUUAAGGGAGAUGAUUGUGUCUUUUCUGAAUCAUCGUAUAGUGUGUUCUCUUAUUGAGAAACAGUAAAUGAAUAGCGAAUAUGUUUGGAGAGUGAAAAUGAUUGAAUGUUCGAUGACUCAUUGGACUUGAAUGUAAUCAUAUUUGUAUUCAAGAUUCAUUGUAGACACUUAGAAGUAUUCACUUGUAAUUCAAUUUCUCAAAGAUAGUACUAAUUUUUAGAAAGUACUGCGACGCUCGAUGAAUGAAAAUCGUUGAACAUGCAAAGUUUCAUCGAUGUAUUUAUAGUGAUAGUAUCCGUCGUCUGGAUAUUUAACAUUUUCCAAUAAGCAAACACGGAUACAAAUAUUUUCAUCUAGUCUUAGUGUCGGGUCCUUAAGAACGAUCAAUAUACCAAAGAAUUUUAAAUUUGCGUUAAACUAUUUUACGAAAGAGAUGAUUACUAACAAAUUAUAUAAUUUAAUUACAUCAAACUAAUGAUCUAAAAAGGACUUUAAUUGAACGAGUUAAUGCUGUAACUAUAUAAUUCGAAUUUAUUUAUUGAACUUAUUAAUGAUAGAUUAUUUUUUCAGACAAGAUCAAGUCCCAAAAGAUGCUUAUGGUUUCAAAAAUAUUUAUGAAAAGAUCUGUCAUAUGUAAAAACCUUUUUGAAGUUCAAUGAAAAACGAAUUCACAUUUCGUAGCAUCAGGAUUCCGAACUAAAUGUAAUUUUUGAGUUAAUCAAAUUUGGCUAUCGGAUUAAAACAAAAUGUAAUAUGUAGCCUAUUUUUAUGAUAAAUUGAGAUAUGGAGAUGAGUCAUUUUUCGGCGAUAGAGAUAUAUAACGAUACAUAUUAAUAUACAUUAAUAAUCGACAGUAGAGAUAAAUGAAAAAAAAAUUAAGCAUUUCUGACGGGUACAAAUAGGCUAUAAGACAUAAUUUUUUGAAAAAUAAGACAUAUGGAUUUGAAGUACACAUCCAAAAAACAUAAUUACUUUUAUCAUAUUAAUACUAUGUUAUAUUAGAAAAUUAUUUUUAGGUGAUGUUAUAAAGAACACUAUAUACAUAAUUCUCACAAAAAUGACAAUUAAAUUUUUCCAUUUCCAUUCUGUAUUACUUUGAUAGCAUGCAGAAUGUAGAAAUGGAGAAUCGUUUAUUGUUCUUUAUUUUCAUUUUCAAAUAAUCUAUUUAUUUCGGUUAUUAAUGAAAAAAAAUCAAAAUGUUUUCAUGCAUUUAAAUGCCAACUCACUUUUAUACAAUAUAUUUAAUGUUAGGAAGAAUAUUAUUUUUUCUGUGCAAUCUUGUUUCAAUGUUGCGGUAUCAAGUAUUGUAAGCAUAUGUGAUUGACUACCGAAAAUGAAUUUCAUUAUUCUGACGAUUUUACUUACAUUUUUAUACUUUUUAGUAUCUUUGUGUGCAUCAUACGUAUAUAUAUAUAGGUAUGUGUGUGUGCAUAUAUAUAUAUAUAUGCACACACACGCACGCACACGCACAUACACAUACAUAAAUAUUGUUUUCAGAUAAUAACUAAUAAUGAAUUUGUGAUACUUGUUUAAUUAAUAUCUUUUAGUACAUGUGUCUCUAUCAUGAAUGAUGAUCAUGAAGUUCCUGUAGGUGUGUAGUACAGUCUUCUCUUUAAAAAAGUGUAUGUCAAGAGCAGAGUCGUAACAUUGAAACAACAAGCUGCCCUCGACAUUAAGUAUGAAUGAUACCAAAAAGAAAGAAGGUUUUUAUAACAUUAUAGGAGAGAGUAGAUAAAUUUAAUAAUUAUCAGUAGAAAACAGAUCACAAUGACUAGAUAUUAAUUGUUAUAUUGUUUUUUAAAACUAUGGCCAUUACAUACAAGAUGUAAUAUAUUGAUACUCCCAUGUAAGACCAUGUUGUAUUUUUUUGUUCUUGUUUGUAAGAAAUCACACAAGACAUAAAUUAAGUUUAAUGUCAUUUGAGAAAAGAAUGUAAUACCAUUUUAGAUAAUUAUAGAUGUAUGUGUACAUGACUU